AUGGCUGAAAAUUUGGGAAAACGUCCUUCUAAAGGAAUUCUGAAGACAUCUAGUAGUUUUGAAAGCCACGAGGCUCCUCCAAAACCUAAAAAGCAAACUAAUUGGGAUGAAAUGAAUGUCCUUGCGACGUUACAUCCUCCAGAAAAAGAUUACGGGCAUAUGAAAAUAGAGGAGCCGAAAACACCUUACAAUUAUGAGGGAUACGGAAAUAGCCAUGAGGAUGAUGAACUCGAUUCUUCAGCAGUCAGUGAAAAGUUAUCGAGAAAUAGUCAGCCGAGAAUAUUUCAACAAUUAGACGACGAGGAAGAGGAUGAGCUAGACACACCUGAAAAAAUAGAAAAGCGAAAAGCCUUCUUAGCAAAACGGAAAGGCCAUUACAGAGAAUGGGACGCAGUAACGUUGGCGCGUAGUAAACAAUUGUUAGAAGAGGACGAGGACGAAGAUGAGGAAAAUAAAGACAAUAAUGAUCCUCACAAUUCUGAUCAAGAAGAUCAUCCAGUAGCUGAUAACAAUGAAUCGGAGCCUAGUGCUGACUCAAAUACUGCUACCAAGUGCGUGUCAUUAUCUUGUGAUAGUGAAAAUAAGUCAGAAUUGAACUCUCCGGAGUAA
Molecule: messenger RNA, 609 nt
Organism: Cotesia congregata
Lineage: Eukaryota; Metazoa; Arthropoda; Insecta; Hymenoptera; Braconidae
Source: the annotation of a GenBank genome assembly